Messenger RNA from Hippoglossus stenolepis (Pacific halibut), 4848 nucleotides. It is a transcript of the gene rbm14b, whose product is annotated as RNA binding motif protein 14b. Gene Ontology annotation, molecular function: zinc ion binding; mRNA binding. The transcript has 4 exons. The coding region runs from base 1144 to 2856 and encodes 570 amino acids. Lineage: Eukaryota; Metazoa; Chordata; Actinopteri; Pleuronectiformes; Pleuronectidae. The record is from RefSeq and is a predicted model, not a curated record. Gene Ontology annotation, cellular component: cytosol.
CUGUUUUUCGUAGAAAUGGCUCCAGCUGUGAAAUGUGAUGACUCAGCGUCGUGCUGCGUCAUCACAGAACCAGCUUCCCCCUCAGGGUCGAGCUGACAGGAAGCCACAGUAGUUCUUUGUGUAUAUAUACAUAUGUAACAUGUAUAUACAUCUAACAUGUGUAUAUACAUAUCUAACAUGUAUAUAUGUCCUGAACGGGCUCAGUUACACUGCUCUCUGAGGAGGAGGUGAUCAGGCAGCUGACCGGAGCCAGGAAAUAGACUGUCCUCCUCUGGGGUCAUGUUCCUUUGAUCUGCAGCUCCUGGUUCAGGAGAAAGAAAGGGUGUCCUCACACUUUGCUCCUGGUUCUCCUGGUUCUCCUGCAACAUGGUGAAGCUCCAUGUGAUGGACGGGCUGCACAGCGCUGUCACCAGGACGGUGACUCAUAGCUCUGCAGGGAUCAAAGCCUCCUCUCAGAUCGGAUCUGUGAUGUGUUUCCUUGGUUUCUGAAGGGAAGCCCUGCUUUGUUUGACCUGAUCUGAGGUCUGUGGUCAGCUCACAGGCAAAUGUGUGGUAUUCAAAUGGCAACAUUUGAAUGUUGAUCUCUCAUUUCAUUCCUGACCUCCGAAUCAGUACAUUCUGUUAUUUAAGAGGAAGCUGGAUCUUUAGUCUUUGGUCUGUUCGAUGCUGAUUUCAAUAAUAACAACUUAAUUCAAAUGGCACCUUUUCAAAAACAGCCGUUACAAUGAGGACAGCAAAUAUUAAAGUCAACAGAAAAGAUAAUGCAACAAUAAAAUCAAAUACUUCCGCAUUUAAACUGGAAACAGGGUUGUAAAGGCACAAUAAAGAAAAGGAUCAAAUCAGUAAUAGCUCAAGACAAUUUCCUAUAGUGUUCAGUAAAAGUAUGUUUUUCACUUCAUGCGUGAUUAUGAGUUAAUUUAAUUUCUUACACCAAUGAUCUUGUGUCUGGUUUAGAAUAAACAAAUGUUUCAUGUUGGAGAAAUAGAACAAAACUUGAACACUUUACAUCUGAAGUCAGCAGCAAACGUCCCAGACAGCUUAAAGACAGGCAGAAGAAACCGGCUCAGCUAGGUCCUGGUGUCCUUCAGUCCCGUCCUGUGUUCAGUGUCUCCUCCUCGUCACACCACAUAGAGCCGAAGCGCCAUGGACAAGAGCAACACAGUGAAGCUCUUCGUGGGCAACCUGGCAUUGGACACCACCCAGGAGGAGCUGUCGGCCAUCUUCGAGCCCUACGGCCAGGUGGUCAGCUGCAGCGUGCUGCGGCAGUUUGCCUUCGUGCACCUGCAGGGCGAGGGCGCCGCCGAGCGCGCCAUCCGGGAACUCAAUGGGCGGGAAUUUCGUGGUCGUAACUUGGUGGUGGAGGAGUCGAGGGGACGGCCGCUGCACUCCACCAAGGUGUUCGUGGGUAACCUGAGCGGGAUGUGCACCACUGAAGAUCUACAGCAGCUGUUCCAGACGUUUGGAAAAGUUCUGGAGUGUGACAAAGUCAAAGCCAGGCAUUCCUCUUCCACAGGCUACGCCUUCGUUCACAUGGAGAACAAGGAGGACGCUCUCCAGGCCAUCGAGGCCCUGCAUGGCACCUCCUUCAAGGGACGCCCCCUGUCUGUGGAGCUGUCUAAGGUCCAGCCCAGCAAGCAGGCGCCUACAGGGAAGAUCCCCUGUGUUAACUGUGGAAAGCAGGGCCACUAUGCUGGAGAGUGCCCCGUGGGGAAGCCCUCUCUGGAGCAGUACCAGAGCCAAGCAGCCGUCCUGGCUGCCGCCGCCGCUGCAGCCGCCGGCCUGCCUCUACAGGUCCAACAGAGUGUGCACAACUCAGUCUACAACACCUCCACCUUUGACCCCACAUAUGCAGCGCUCACUGGGAUAACCACGGGAACACGCACUGACGGAAAUCCAGUGAACCCAGCGGUUUACGGUGCCCUCGCCAGCCAGGUGUACGGUGCCAAUGUUGCCAAUCAGCUUUAUGGUUCGGUGGCCAAUCAGGCAGCUCUCACAUCAAGCGCCGCCCAAAUGUACAGCUCGAUGAACCCCAACAUCUACGGCCAGGUGGCUGCGAGUCCAGCGGCUGCUGCGGCGGCUGCUGCUGCAGCUGCAUACUCAACUCAAGUUUACACCCCCACCAUGGGCAACCCCCCCGUCUACCUGACAGCUGGUCCUGGGAUAGAGAUGCCGACAGCAGCCGCUGCAGUAAACUCUGCAUACACUGUAUCUCCGGCAAUUUAUGGUGCUGCCGCACCGGCCUACGCUCACAUAAGCGCCAUGGGAGCGGACCAUACUCAAGCCAUCUUCGAGGCAGCCAGGCAGGCACAUUACUUUGCCCAAGGCCAGCACGUCUUUGCCGAGCAUCAGGCGGCGGCGGUGGCUGCAGCAAAAUCUGGUGAGAGGGACCGUAGUCCCCUCCGGAGGUCGACGCCCCUGCUGCCGGACCCUGUGAUGAAGCCGUUCAUGUACCAGCGAGUCAAGCCACGCCGACCCCUCCUCCCCACCCCUGCUGGUCGAGCAGCAGAAGAGGCCGCCGAGGCUGCGGAGGACCCCAUGGCCAGGUACUAUGCGGAGUACUACCAGCAGCUGCAGCAGUACCCUCAGUUCCAGUACGCCUACCAACCACAGAGCACAAUGACGGCCAUCCCUGGCAUGUCGGCCAUGUCCGCGGUCCAAGCUGUAUCUGCGAUGUCCGGCCAGCAGGUCACUACGCUGGACGCCCUCAGGCCAGUGGGCCCCUCCGCUGCGGCAGUGGCAGCCGCCAUGGCUGCGCCCAGGGUGUAUGAGCCGCCGUUGCCGCCGCCCACGCGCAAGGAGGCCAUCCUCCGCCGCCCCGAACUCUCCCUUCACACGCCUGAGCCCCCCUUCCGAUAGUCACACACAACUCUCUGCCCCCUCCCAUCCCUCCCUCUCUGCCCUGAACCCCCCACCCCCCCACAUUUCUUCUCGACCACCUUACAGCAGCUGUAUAUGUGUGUAUGUGAGCGUGUGUGUGCGUCGGGAUGUGGGGGAGGCUUUAAAGCUGGGGGCUCCUGGGUUUAUUAACCUGCUUCAUGAGGGACUUGAUCAUCCGACCUUGGUUUUGUUUGCAUACACACAGUGCAGCCACGAAAGGGAGGCUCUCCUCUGUUGGGCAUUCUUUGUGUGUCUGUUUUACUUUAUCGUGCCAGUCUCACACUUGUGCCAGUAUUAGACCGACCCAGUCGGCCCUUCCUUAUGCCUUUAUUUCCGCAAACCCAGUUAUGAUUUUCUCAGGCCAAAUAAUCUAUUACAAAAAAAGACUUCGGUUUUGAACCCGCCAUCGUCCUUUCGGCCUAGAUGAUCAGUUCGGGCAGCUAAUUUUGAAACCUUUUUUGCCUUAUGUUGAAGAGUGUAGAUGUGUAAUGUAAUCAGAUGGGGAGUCAGAUAUAUUGUGUUCUGGCUGCACUGAAACGUGUCCUCCAGAAUCAAGGUCGUUGUGUGUGGGCGGGCGUUUGUCUUGAGUGUGAUGUGGUGUGAAUGAGAGACAGACAGAGAGACAUGUGCAGCACACAGCAGCUCAGACUGCGUCCUCCAGUAAAAACCCGUAAAGCACACAUCGUACUGUAAUGUCUGGAUCUCUCCCUGAAUCCCCUCCUCACCUUCUUUGCUCUUUAACCUCAACGCUGAACGACACUGCUUCGCCUCUUUCUAACGACAGCCGCCUACCUCUGAGAGUCAAUUUCAGCGUAGUAGAGUCUAUUCUAUUUUACUGUAUUCUAUUCCUCACGUCUCACCCAGUCAGCAGUUUGUCCCCCUCCUCAUGAGGAGGUUCGGGGUCAGCAGUUCAUGGAGGAGCCGGUGUCUUGUGUAGAUAGUCCUCCCUCGUAUUCAGAGGCCUUUCUUUUUGAAAUCGUGUAUUUAGUUUGAUUUAGUGUUGUUUACAUGUAGUACAGGUCAGACUGGGGGGGGUCAAUGGAUUGUAAAUGGGGAUGAAACCCAUGUGUGACUACUGAAUGAGCUGUUUACAAAGGAUCAUAAGGAAUCAUGUGUGACAAGUUUAAUCAUGUGCCUAUAAGCUUUGAAGUGAAGUGCAUUACGUGGAGGAAUCUCCCUUUUUAAGUGCUUUGACGUUUACUUUUUAAUCAUUUCAAGGGGGGGGGGGGAACCUUGGGAGUUCAGGAGGCUGGAAGCUUUCUUACUUUUAGAUUCGUGUCGUAGGGUUUUCAAAAAGCCACAAUUUUGAGCCUCACAGGUUCUGGUUUUUAAGCAGAAACAAAAGCACCAAUGAAGCGAGAGGUGGGGCAGUGUCUAACAGUCUCCCCCCCCUCUUCCCCCUCUUCCCCUCCAACUAUCCUCCUCUUUCCAAAUUCACGACCUGCUUCGGAUUGUAGCUGCUGAAAAGCUGUAAUGCGGUUGUUGCAUCCGAUAGGUGGACUUUGCGACAUCCGGAUAAGAAAAGUUUGGCACGUUUCCGCAUCCAUGAGCUGCAAAUUCCACCCGUCUGCUUCUACAAUCACUUUUCUGUUUUGUUUUUGCAACUACUCCUCCGACAGCGGUGUGAUGCACACACAGUCAUUACCCUCACUCCCCCUCCCCUGUGGUUUUUAGUGGUUCAGUGACUUUUUGCAUUUCACAGUGUAAUCUCUCAGUGUCGUAUAUACAAACACAUACCAGUUGCAUCCCUUGUAGAAUCAAAGUGGUUUGCGAAAUGUCUUGUUUGCCAUGUUUGAAAACCAUAAUCGUUUUUUAGAGAAGUAUUUUAAUUUUGCCUCUUUUUUUUUUUUUUUUAGGAAAAGACGAAAGUAAAAAAAAAAAACAUCGGCAUGCUUUUUAUUGAGAAUAUGUAAACUAUAAACCUUAUUAUAAUAAAGAAUGUUUGGCUGACUAUUGUGACAAAAGAAAGCA